AUGGGGGUCGCCACUGCUGUUGAAACUUUCACAGGUUAUCAGAUUGGAAGAACACGGAUGGCCCUUCGGUUCUUGAAUGAAGGACGCGAAACUUACUCAAUAUAUGAACAAAAAAAGGAAGGUGAAUGUUGUGAAAGGCAUUUGAAAGGCAUCUGCAGGAUUGAAACUUGUCCUUAUCCUGCUUUUUGGGUUAGUGAAUUAAUCUUCUCAGCAGCACCUACAAUCAACUCUGGUGGUGAUUGUCCUAACUCAUCGUCAUUGGUUUACGGGAACUGUGAAUUAAUUCAGCCUUACCAAGGUCUUCAACCUGAGCUUUUCUUCAAGAUGUCACAUGAGAUCUAUAACUAUGGAGAACACCAAUAUGAAUGCAACUUUGUAGUAGUUCCUGAAGAUGGCAAUUGUAUAAAUGUCUUCUGCCAGAGGAGUUGCAACGCUGCCCAUAUUCGAAGAUUGGUCGGGAAACCGGGUGCAAGUAUUGCCUUGGAACAGAUUUCCGACAUUGGAGGUAUUGGUCAAAGGUUGUACCAUGGAAGAGUGAAAGUGUUGGAUUCAGGUGAUUAUGGGGUCGCCGCUGCUGUUGAAACUUUCACAGGAAUGGUGAAAAUGAAGCAGAGAAUCCAAAGAGUGCCGAGGAGAAUGGACCGUUUAGAUGUUUGGAUAUGGGACUUACUUCACGAAAACUUAAUGCAGCAACCCUGGAUCUGUUAA
This is a messenger RNA of Vicia faba (fava bean), 708 nucleotides long. The record is from the annotation of a GenBank genome assembly. Lineage: Eukaryota; Viridiplantae; Streptophyta; Magnoliopsida; Fabales; Fabaceae.